Molecule: messenger RNA, 5373 nt
Organism: Microbotryum saponariae
Lineage: Eukaryota; Fungi; Basidiomycota; Microbotryomycetes; Microbotryales; Microbotryaceae
Source: the annotation of a GenBank genome assembly
AUGACGGACUCGGCUGCACCCGAUGCGGCAGCGGCGGCGCCCAUCGAUUCCGAGCUGCAGCAGCCGGCAGCACAGCCUCAGCAGGAGCAGGGCGAUGAGGAACCUGGACAAGGUGGGUCUUAUCAUCCGGGAUCGGCGGCUCCUGCACUUUACAAGUGCAAGCUGCGUGUAUUCCUUGCACACGAGCUGAUGCCGACUCGGCCUGCUUUUUUUCCUCCGCCAUUGCUCUCUCGUCGGACCCCACCCGCUCCGUCAAUUGUUGUCCGUACCGAUCCCGUAACCACGGAUACGAUACAUCAAAACUAUAAAACUACUCAAACGCCCUCUGUUGCUCGACCUGCAGUCGAUGCGGAAGCGCAAGCACAACUGUUCGAAAUCACGCUCGUGAUCCCUUCGCAAUCGUUCAUUGCUCUACCCCGCUCGCAGGAGCGACAACCCAACAAGGACAACCACCUCGAGAUCCCCUUGUCGUCCCAACUCCAGGAUGCGGUGCUCGACCUGCGCAACGUCAUCACCGAAUCCCCGGAAGGCUUCUGGCUCGGCCAUUUCGGACUUAGACCGAUCGUCUCGUCUCGGAUCGCUGGAUCGCAGACCGAGUGGGGCCCUUGGGUCGAUCUGCCCGAGCCUAGCACCGAGCAGCAAGAACAGCAGCAGGCAAAACAGCAGGGAGGGGACGUAUUGGAAGUCACCGGGUGGAGAUUGAGCAACGAAGGCGUGCUCGGCGAGUAUGCCGACAUCGCCGCCGUCUUUGGCUCGGGAGAAGGCUACGAGAACCGACGACGAGGCCUCAAGGUCGUGCCGAGUGAGUUGACGCCGGAAGGCUUGGCCUCCCCAAUGCGAUUGUCCUGACGCCAACAUCGAUUGUUGCAAUCUGCUCCGGAACACCUGCAGCCCCCUACACGGCGCUGGCGAUAAACGCCCACUUGCUCCGCUUGCGCAACAUUCUCUUCUCCGAUCUGACCCAGCUUUCUUCGAACGCGUCGUACGACCCGACCUCCGUCGCCAUCGGUGCCGGUCAGACCAUCUACCGAGACGUCCGCGGGCAAGCACCCGACGACGUACUGGCCGCAGCGGCAGCAGCCUUCGUCCAUGCCGAGGACUCGCCCGAGGAGGACGGUCAGUCGGUGAAAAGUGCUCGAUGCAUAACGAAUCGCAGGACUGUAUGGCUGAUCACAUGCUGUUUACACGGUCACUUCAGGCAAGGGAAAGGGCAAGAAGGGCAAAUCGACCAAGAAGCAACCUGCAUCGACGGAAGUCAACGGAACCGCAGCCCCUGAUGCCACCACCCCCGCUGCCCCGAGCAAUUCGACAGCGCACGUCUUCACCGACUUCAAGCUCGAGGACCUUUCCGCCGCGGCUUUAAUCGAACACCUCCAGCCCGCCGCCUCGUCGACGCUGUCGAGCCCCUGCGUCCGCGCGCUCGGCAUCUCCCCGUGGUCACCUCCGCCCCACGCUCGCCGAUUACGUGGCGACCAUGUCUACAUCACCCUCACAACGCUCGAAGGAGAGUCAUACACCAUCACGGGUGCCGCCGCCGGAUUCUGGGUGUCCAAGAUCACGUCUGCCAACUUUGACCCUUCCCCACGCACCGUCCUGCCCAAGGGCGUCCGAUCGGGCGCGUACUACUCCCUUGUCGAGCUCCUCGCCGACCUCAGCCCGCUCUUCGCCAAGAACCUUGUCCCGCUCAUCCAGUCGCAGCAGCACCUCCACGGUACGACCGACAUCUAUGCGACGCUCGCGAUCACGCACCAAGCCCCGGCCGCAUCGUGGAUCGUGGCUACCCCUCAGCACGCCGCGGACCCGUUCCGCACCCAAUCGGCCUACCUCCUUACAACGUCGACGACGGCCGAGCAGCUGCCGCCUGCGCGCGAUUGGACCGAUGAGUUCGCUCACGUUAAGGAGAUUCCCAAGACGAGCGUGGCCGAACGCCUGAUGCGCGAACGAUUGACCGCUCGCACCCAGGCCGAUUUUGUCAGCUCCGCGACGAGGUGUGCGAUGUCGAUCGCGCGGGGAGACAUCCCCGCCCUGAACCCGAACGAAGCACCCGAGGCGCACACGUACGUACACAACAACAUGCUCUUCACUAAGGCCGAGGAUGCGAACCGCAUGUACAGCCACAUGGGCGACCAUGAGGCCGCUCGUUACGCCGCGGCCAAGGACGUCGCCGGCGUGCGCUGGCUCGAGCGCGCCGAUAUCGACGGCUUGAACUCGAUGGCGACCGUUUUGGUCGACUUUGCCGGCCAGCGGUGGAUCGUGCAAUCGCUACUCCCCGGUCUGUUUAAGGCCAAGGAGGAGGAGGAGCCCAAGCUCGUCGACGGCGAGGUUGAGCAUUUGACGACGUUCCCCGACGGUGAUGAUGCGGCGCGUAAGCAGGCCAAGGCCGCGCUCGAGGCCGACAAGCCGUUCCCGUCCGAGGCGACUCCGAACAAGGACGACUACCCUUCGUUCGGCCAGUUCCGCAUCGUCUACGGCUCGGCCAAUCCCGAGGUUCCCGACGAAAAGGUGCGCGCUUCGGCUUACUUUGACGGCCUCGCCCGCCAGGUCGCCGACAAGCUGCGCUUCGCCCGCCAUACCGUGCGAGAUGCUGCGGGCCAAGAGACUCAGCUCUACACCUCGACGGACAUGCACGGCAUCGCCUGCCCCGACGGUCGCUCGUACUUCAUAGAUUGCUUCCGGUUGCACUGCGUCGACGUCGAGUUCAUCGAGAAUGACGUCAACGGAUCCGUCUUUGGCCCCUCGAGCGAAGGUGGCGAUGACUCUGCGGCGGUCAAGGUCAACGGCGCGCAUGAACCUCGACCGUACCCUCAUCGUCUUGCCUUGUUGCGCAUGGAGUUGCUCGAAGCGUACCACGCGAUCAAGCUGCGUAGCUGGAUGGAGGAGCGCAUCGUCGAGAUUCGCGCCAAGAACAAAAAUAAGCUCGCGAACGGGACCGCCAAUGCCCCGGCGGAGGGUUCGAUCGAGUCUGAGCUCCAAGAAGCUGCCCAGGACCCCGCACCCAAGGUGGAAUCCAAGGAGGAACCCAAGGCGAAUGCGGAUGCGGUCGAAGAGAGGACCGCUGUCCCCGAGCCGUCGGCCAACACCGUCAUCGAUGCCGAGGACUUUUCGUUACGCUUCAACCCCGACGCCUUCGUCGAGCGCAAGCCGACCGCGAGCGGCGAGCCUUCUACGGUCAUCUACGACGCCGAGGAGCCAUCGUCCAAGGCCGUGCGCGACGCCUCGCUUUACCUGCGCGAGCAGGUCAUCCCGGGCUUCAUCGUAGACAUCGUUUCGGUCGGCAUGAUUGUCACCGACGGCUUCUUCUUGACCCGCCUGUUGCACCGCAAGGGUAUCAACUUGCGCUACCUCGGUAUGCUCGCGGACCGUAUCGACAAGGACACCAAGACGGUUGACUUUUCGGGCAAGAAGCACUCGCAAGAAGAGAUCGACAUUGCGCUCAAGACGCUCAAGCAGUCGGUCUUGCUCGAGAUGGUCGUCCGUGCGUCUAAGCACUUGCUCAACCGAUUGCUGCGCGCCGCCCACGAGUACGACUAUGCCCCCAUCGUCUCGCACUUCCUCAACUGCUUGCUCGGAGCCGCCGUUGAGCCCGCACCGACCGCCGAGAUCUUUGACCUUCCCCUGGGCGCGAACCUCGAGCGAUCGUGGACCCGACUCACGCCCGCGUCGCUGCGCUCCGAGCUCGUCGCCGAGAUCGAGUCGCGGUUCUGUUACCGAAUUCCGACGUCCUUCCUCGAAACCGAGCUCGUGCCGAACAAGGUCCUGCGCGAGAUCUGCCUGCGCGUUGGUGUCCAGCUCGUCGCCCGACAUUAUUCGUUCGAGGCUCCCACGAGCACCAGCACCAAGGAGGGCAAGGCCCCCACCACCACCAACGCCAGCGAGGCGAGCAAGGGUGGGAAGAAGAAGAAGAACGCUGCUGCCAAGUCCGCCACCCCGACGGAAGCGCCCGCGACGACGGUCUUCCGCAGCGACGACGUCCUCAACGUCUACCCCCUCGUGCGAUCGACACCGUUAAAGUCCCAACUCGCGGACGAGACUUUCGCCGUCGGUCAGCAGUCUUUGACUGAGACCCACAUCGAUCUCGGGACGGAGCAGCUCAUGGAAGCGCUGCAACUGUGUGAAACCGUAUGCGGAUCCGUCCACUCGGAGGUCUCGGCCAAGUACCACAACUUGGGCAUCCGUAAGUGUUCAUUCUUAGCGACCCUGAGAUACUUCGCGCCAAAGCCGGAAUGCUGACACGUUUCGUUGCACACUCCCACAGUCAACCACAGUCUCGCGCAAACAGUCAGCCGCCGCAUCCACUACCACGACCUCGCCGAAUCGCAGCUCAAGGAAGGCAAGCCCGAUGACGAGGCCCGCACGCGGUUGGAAUCACUCCUGAUCAGCGACAUUGACGGCGCGCGCCUCGAGCACGAUACGUUGGUCAACGCCGCGGUGCGCAUGAUUCGCCAGAGCAUCAUCAUCUGCGAGCGCACGAACGGCCUCGAUUCGACCGAGACAAUCCAGCAGUAUUCGGACCUCGGUCUGCUCGAGACGGCCUUGGGCAACCACUCGGUUGCGAUGCGAUUGACCAAGCACGCGAUGGUCCUGUGGGCCUUGACGUACGGGUCUAAUCAUCCCACUAUUUAUCAGCUCCUGGUCAGUUUCACAUUCACCUUUUGACGCAUCGGGGUUAACACGACUGUCUGCUGAUCUGAUGUUACUUGUGUCGACUGGCAGACGAAUGCCGUUCAAAUGGUCCAGCAGGAAGAGCAAGGCUUCCUGGCCGGGGUACCGCUCCUGAAGGAGCUCGGCAAGCUCGCCGAGAUCCUGUGGACGCGCGACUCGAUCAACUUUGCCACCGUUGAAUCAUCGCUUGCGCAAGCCUACGUCGGAGGUGGCGAUCUCGCGCAAUCCUUGGAACACAUGAAGGUCGCGCAGUCCAUCUACGCCAAACUGCUUCCCGCGGACGCCAAGGACCUGGUCGAAGCGACGCAGUUCGUCAACGUCCUGACGGAGCAGCUCAGCCAGGUCGGCGCCGAGCGACAGGCGCGCGAGGAACGACUCAAGAAGAAGUUCCCGCGCUUGAUGACGGAGAAGGAGCAACGCCAAAUGGUGGCCCAGGCGCGUGCAAGGCAAAUCGUAUCGGGCGGUGCAUCUACCGCAACGACCAAUGGCGCCUCGGUCAGUGCCACGCCGGCCGCGGCGUCGCGAUUGGCAGCGGAGAAGCCCGUCGAGGUGGCCGCUCCUCGAGCGCAUGGCCAAAAGGGCAUGUUGAGCGUCGACGAGCUCGUCAACUUCAUCCAAGGAUCGUCGUCGAACGGCACCUCGGCGUCGUCGAAGGCCUCUAGGAAACGCAAGACGUCGCCUCCCGGUGCCGCUGCGUCCGUAGAGAGCUGA